Habropoda laboriosa is the source of this 538-nucleotide messenger RNA. It is a transcript of the gene PolE4, whose product is annotated as DNA polymerase epsilon subunit 4. Gene Ontology annotation, cellular component: nucleus; epsilon DNA polymerase complex. The record is from RefSeq and is a predicted model, not a curated record. Bases 1 to 384 code for a protein of 127 amino acids. Lineage: Eukaryota; Metazoa; Arthropoda; Insecta; Hymenoptera; Apidae. The transcript is spliced from 2 exons. Gene Ontology annotation, molecular function: protein heterodimerization activity.
AUGGCAAAUUUUGAAAACGAAGGAGCUGCAAGUGAUAAAGAAUUAAACGAAAGUAAUAUUAGUACUGGAGGAGAAACUUCUCAAGAUUGUCAAGAAGAAAUAGAAAGUAUUGUCCGAACUGAUGAAGAACAAAGAGAAAAGUUGGUAAAAUUACCAUUAGGUAGGAUAAAAACAAUUAUAAAGAUGGAUCCCGAAGUGAGUAUGGUGAACCAAGAAGCAGUUUUCUUAAUUGCAAAAUCUACGGAACUUUUUAUUGAUUCUCUUGCUAAAGAAUCAUAUAAAUACACAGCACAAAUGAAUAAAAAGACAGUACAAAAAAGAGACGUAGAAAGUGCAGUUGAUAAUAUAGAUGCACUUGUAUUUUUGGAAGGAAUGCUUGAUUAGUACUUCUUUUUUCCAUUUAGUUGAUGAUAUUACACAUCGAAGCUUGUUGGACCAUUGAGCCUGAGCCUAUACAAGCAACUCUACAGGGUGAGAUAUUUGAAUAGACCAACCUCUUACAAGGAGUGAUAUUUUCCAAGUUUACCAUAUGAAGAAA